This is a messenger RNA of Macadamia integrifolia, 2398 nucleotides long. Its product is annotated as protein FREE1-like. The record is from RefSeq and is a predicted model, not a curated record. The transcript has 10 exons. Lineage: Eukaryota; Viridiplantae; Streptophyta; Magnoliopsida; Proteales; Proteaceae. Gene Ontology annotation, biological process: intralumenal vesicle formation; multivesicular body assembly. Gene Ontology annotation, molecular function: metal ion binding; ubiquitin binding. Gene Ontology annotation, cellular component: late endosome membrane; ESCRT I complex. The coding region runs from base 312 to 2114 and encodes 600 amino acids.
ACAUCGUACAUAGCGAAUGAGCACGAGGCUGAGGCCUGAGUCGCCUGACUCCUGAGGCCCCCGGGAAGCACCUCAAUCAAAUCUCCAACAACAGGGAAAAGGAGAUCCUGCAGAAGCUUUUACGCACAACAUAUAUUCCAUCCGUGUCCGCUUCAUCUCUCUCUCUCUCUGUCUCUCUCUCUCUCUCUCUCGCUACAAUUGAAGCGUUUUGUUCAUCUCAGCUUCAAGGGCGAACAAAUUCCAACGAUCUAUCUAUCAAUCAAUCUUGCUUUCUCCGUAAUCGCAAGAGGAAACCCUAAAAUUUGGAGGAGAUGCAACAGGGAGAUUACAGUUCUCCUUAUUACCAGCAGUACCAUCCACCGCCUCAUCUCCAAAACCCUAGCCCUACCCCAAUCGAUCCGCAACCCAAUCUUUUGCCGACAACCUACGCCUCUGCACCUCCUUUCACCCCAAACUACUCUUCAUCAUCCGAUUACUCAAGCUUUUCCUCUUCCUACCCUCCAUAUUCACAGAAUUUCGAUCUUUCCCCCAACCUCCCUCCCACCGCUCCGACUUACGCACAAACCCCCAAUUUGCAAUCCUUCAAUCCCUCCCCUCAGCUUUCUUCUCCCUAUCCAGCUUUCUCUCCGGCACCGGCUGCGGUUCCAGAGCCCCAGGCACCUUACCCAGCUCCGCCACAGCAACCUUCAUAUUACCCACCAUACGAUCAGCAUCAGGCGGCUCCAAAUUAUGGUCCUUCUCCAUCUCCCUCGAUUCCUUCGAUGACAUCAGCGCCCAUCUCCAACCCGAAUCCCUCGUUCUCGGCGCCGUAUUCGAAUUCAUAUACCCAACUUGGUUCUUCGUUGCCGCCGCACAUGUAUGAAAGCUCUUAUGAAAGUAGCGUGAAAUUCGAUCAUGGUGGUGGUUAUAUUGAUGAGAGUUCCGCUCGGUACGGUGGUCAGGGCCUGUACGGCCGAAGCCGCUCUGAUCUCUACGACAAGAGACCCGAAAGCACGAUCCAUUAUGAUCUAGGUGGCCUUCGUGAUGAUGGCCUUGGUGAUGGUGUUUAUGCUUAUGAUGGUGGGAGGGUGGAUCCCUACGGAGCUCGAGGCACUGCCUCCAAGUCUUCAACUUUGUCGGCUUUUGAUGAUUAUGGAAGGUCAGUGAACUUCCCCUCGCAAGGAAAGGACCAAGUGAAUUCUGGUUCUCCCAAGAUUGUGAGAGCUGUUCCAAAGGUAGAGACGCAGUCGGACGUCAAGAAUGGAGUGCAGAAAUUCCGGGUUAAGCUUCUGCCUGAAGGUUCGAGCCAGGGGACCAUGGAUGUUCUUUGCCAGAUUGGUUUGGAUGGGAUUCGUAUGCUUGAUCCCAAUACUAGUCGGACAUUGAGAAUUUACCCACUUGAGACAGUGACAAGAUGGGAAGCCAACUCGUCAAUUUUUACUUUUUGGUCCAAAAGCUCUGUUGACAUUGAACCAAGACGCAUAAGGCUGCAGUCGAACAGCUAUACCACCAACACCAUUCUUGACACUGUGACAGCUGCAACUGUUCAGAUAAAGGAGAUGGGUGGAAGAUUUAAACCUACUGACUCUGUCAAGGCAUCUGAACUGCCUACUGAGAAAAAGAAAGGAAUUGCUGAUUGGAUGAACAUAAUAAAGCCUGGCAAUGAGGAGAAAGAUCAUUGGGUCCCAGACGAGGCGGUUAACAAAUGCACAUCUUGUGGGACGGAUUUUAAUGCUUUUGUGAGGAGGCAUCACUGCCGGAACUGUGGGGAUAUUUUUUGUGACAAGUGCACCCAUGGUAGAAUUGCUCUCACUGCGGAUGAGAAUGCCCAGCCUGUUAGAGUUUGCGAUCGAUGCAUGGCGGAAGUUACUCAAAGGCUGAGUAGUGCAAAAGAAUCAGCCAUCAAACCUGCUGGAUUGCAGAGCCAUGAGGAUCUUGCGAAGAAGCUUCAGGAAGAAAUGGACCGAAACCGCAAGGCAUCAUCAGGGUCGAAAUCUGACGGAUCUGGAAAGCGGAUGAGAGAAGUUGCUUGUCCUACUUGUACUGUACAUCUGCAGGUCCAAGUUCCAAGCUCUGGUUCUGAGACCAUCGAGUGUGGGGUGUGCCAACACCCAUUUCUUGUUAGUGCUCAUUGAGCUGCCUCAGACAUUGCAUCGUGUUUAUAAUUUUCCGGCCAAAGCAGUCAAUAACUCUGAAAUGUUGAUCUUCAUGAUUUUAAUUGUCCAUUCUAAUUUGUUUCAUGUUCUGGUUGUGCCUGAUAUUCAUAAGCCACUGGAUUUCUGGAACUUGUGUAUAUUCUCUACAGUUAUGUACAUUUCUGUUGAGCAUUUUAGGUUGGUUGAUGUAUGUAUAAUGCAAAUUUCUGGUAAAAUCGAGACAAGUUUUGUUCAUGAAGCACCAUUAUCCGAUUUGUGUUUUA